AUGGACGUGGGCAGCAACGUGUGGGUUAAGACCAAGGACGCCGCUGUCUGGACGGCAGGCGAGGUGGUCGACUAUCAGGACGCAAGCGGCAUCGUGCAAGUUCGGCGCCUCGAUACGGGCGACAUCAUGUUGCGUCGGUACCCAGGCUUCGACGACGAGUUGUGUCAACGCAACAUGUCGGCGAACUUCCCGGCCAUGUCGAGUCUCACGAGUCUCGAACAUCUGCACGAGGCGGCGCUGCUGCAGGCACUGAGCGAGCGCUUCGAGCACAACGAGAUCUACACGUCCAUCGGAGACAUCCUCGUGGCGCUCAACCCGCUCAAACCGUUGCCGAAACUCUACUCCGAGACGCAAUUGAACGCAUACAAAAAGACCAUGACAGACACCAGUCCUGUCUCAAUGAGAGAAGAGUUGCCUCCUCACGUGUUUGCCAUCGGUGGCAAAGCGUUCGGCGGACUCUUGAAGUCCGAGCGACGCAAUCAGAGCAUCCUGGUCAGCGGAGAGAGCGGCAGUGGCAAAACCGAGAGCACCAAGUUCCUCAUGCAAUUUCUGACCAGUGUGGGGCGUGAUCAGUCGUGUACAGAGCAGGAAGGGAGCGACGCCGUGGAAAUUGGCAAGAGGAUCCUGCAAACGAACCCCAUUCUGGAAUCUUUUGGCAACGCUCAAACCAUCAGGAACGACAACUCGAGUCGGUUCGGCAAAUUCAUCAAAAUUCAGUUUGGACACAAGAACGAGAUUGUCGGGGCGCAGAUCGUGAGUUAUUUACUGGAGAAGGUGCGGCUACUGCACCAGAGCCCGGAGGAACGCAGCUUCCACAUUUUUUAUGAGUUGCUCGAAGGAGCAGACAAGGAGCUGCUGGACGUCUUGGGCCUCCAGAAAGGAGGCAAAUACGAGCUGCUCAAUUCGUACGGACCCAGUUUUGCUCGGAAACGAGCAGUGGCGGACAAGUACGCGCAGCUGUAUGUGGAGACGGUGCGUGCGUUCGAAGAUACGGGUGUAGGCGAGCUGGAGCGACUGGACAUUUUCAAGAUCUUGGCAGCUUUGUUGCAUCUAGGAAACGUCAACUUUACAGCUGAAAACGGACAGGAAGAUGUUACGACUGUCACCGCAGCGUCGAGGGUUCACUUGGCAAAAUGUGCAGAGCUCAUGGGGUUUGAUGUGGACAAACUGGAGACGCUUUUGAGUAGUCGAGAGAUCAAGGCUGGCGUGGAAGUUAUGGUGCUUCAACAUACCCCAGAGCAGGCCAAGGAGAUCUGCGGAUCGCUAACCAAGGCCAUCUACGGUCGGCUGUUCACGUGGCUCGUUCGUCGUCUGAGUGACGAGAUCAAUUACUUUGAUUCCGCCGUAUCCAUCUCGGACGAAGACGAGGAGCUGGCGACUAUCGGAAUUCUGGAUAUCUUCGGUUUCGAGAGCUUGAAUCGCAAUGGAUUCGAGCAACUCUGCAUCAAUUAUGCCAAUGAAAAGCUCCAGGCGCAGUUCAACGAGUUCGUUUUCGUGCAGGAGCAACAGAUAUAUAUGGCAGAAGGCAUCGACUGGACGAACAUCUCGUACCCGAGCAACGCUGCGUGCCUGGCUCUCUUCGAUGACAAAAGCAACGGCUUGUUCUCGUUACUGGACCAGGAGUGUCUGAUGCCGAAAGGCUCAAACCAAGCGCUGAGCACCAAGUUCUAUCGUUAUCACGGAAGACAAGGCUCGACAGGAGUGCUUCAACCACAGAGCUCUCGGACGUUCAUGUCUAACUUCAGUCGGUACUUACAUCGCGCUGAAUCGCAGGAGGAAUCAGUGCACCAAGACACCAAGAAACACCCCUUCUCAGCGUCCAAGAUGGAGCGGGUAAAUCACCAGUUCGUGGUCCACCACUUCGCUGGUCGCGUGUGCUAUAAUGUGGAGCAAUUCGUCGAGAAAAACACCGACGCUCUACCUGCUGACGCCAGCGACAUUUUGUCUUCUUCCAGUAACGAGGUGGUGGUGGCGAUCGGGGCUGAUGAGAACGUAGACUCUCCAGGUGUUGACAACGGAGCAGCAGGGCGGAGACGCUACUCGAUGCUACGUGCUCCGAGUGUGUCAGCGCAGUUCAAGAGUCAACUGGACCGUCUUAUUGUGCAGAUCGGACGCACAGAAGCUCACUAUGUUCGGUGUCUCAAGCCCAACGAGGUCAAAAAGCCAGGGAUUUUCGAUCGCGAGAGGAUGGUAGAGCAAAUGCGCUCUGUCGGUGUGUUGGAGGCGGUUCGCAUUGCCCGUCAUGGCUACUCUGUGCGUCUGGCUCAUGCGAGUUUUAUCGAGCUGUUCUCAGGCUUUAAGUGCUUCUUAAGUACUCGAGAUCGAGCUGCGAAGAUGAAUGACCACGACUUGGCUCAAGCUCUCGUGACUGUCCUGAUGGACAGAGUGCUACUGGAAGAUGGAGUGGAGCGCGAGGAGAAGAACCCUGGCGCCCUGACCGUGGUAACCGAAGACGGCAGCGGCACAGCGUUCGAGAACGACAUUCGUCGUAAGGACGUGCAAGUGGGCAGGACCCUGGUGUUCUGCAAGUCGAGCACUUACAACCGCUUCUCGCGCUACCGUGUGGAGCUGCGACAUCAUUGCGCGACAGUAUUACAGAAGCAUUACCGUGGGUUUCGACGUCGAGUGUUGUAUCAAGAGCUGCGUGGCUUCGUGGUGCAUGUGCAGGCGAUUGCUCGCGGGUUUCUGGGAAGGAGACGAGUGGACAAGCUGCGUCAACUCCGCCGCGAGCACGCUGCCACUCACAUCCAGGCGUCCUGGAGACGGCUCAUGGUCCGACGCAAGUUUGCAGAGAUGCUGACGCACAAGCGUCAGCGUGAAGCUGCCACUACAAUUCAAUCCUGCUUCAGGAGGUUGGUAGCACAGAGAGUCCUUGCAGAGAUGCUGAGGGACAGACGCCAGAUUGCUGCUGCUACACGCAUUCAAGCGAGUGCUCGGCGUUGGCUUGCACAGCGACAGCUUGCUGAGCUACGUGAGCAGAAGUUCCGAGUCGUUGCUGCUAGUUGCCUGCAAAGAAAUUGUCGACGUUGGCUGGCACAGCUGGAACUUGCUCGAUGUCGGAAGCGACAGCUUCGGAUUACUGCGGCUGUGCGCAUUCAAGCGCAUUGUCGACGUUUGUUGGCUCAGAGACAACGCGAGAAGCUGCGACGCGAGAAGCUGGAGAUAUCUUGUGUGAUUCGAAUCCAAACGCGGUGCCGACGUUGGUUUGCUCAGAGGAAGCGAGUGCAGCUGAUACAGGAGAAGCGUGAGGUGGCUGCGGCUAUCAUCAUUCAAAGACGGAGCAGGCGAUGGCUCGAGCAGAACCAGGUUAAUUCAGCUAAGCUAAGGCGCUUUCGCUUGAACGUGGCGUUCUGCAAGCUCCGUCGUGCAUGUCUAGCGUCUCAGGCAGCAGCUGAAAUGGAGGCCGAGCCUUCCCCGAGUGAUGACUCGACGAAGAGCGGACCCAAGCGACGUGUUUCAAAGUCAUUAGGCUUGCCAGUGACUCUGUCCAGCUCGGAGCAGGAAGACAGCUCUACCAGUGAUGACUGGAUGGAGCCCCCACUCCGCAUUACCGCUCCGACUCACCGUCGCACCAACAGCAGACGCGCAAACAGUCGACGUAGCCGUACAAGCAGCAGCCACGUCGACGAUCGCAAUUCGCUUCUGGAGAACGAGAUCUUGCGCUUACAACAGAUACUGGUAGAGCAACAGAACGGUAGAUCUCGGCAGGAUCAGCAGCGCCGAUCGUCGGCUUUUUCUCGCCCGCCUCGGAGUGCCCCGCUGGACUUGAGUCAAUCCGCCCGUGUAACGCGCUCACGCUCCGGUCGUCGUCGGUAUUCAGAGGACGGUGCCUUAUCCGAAGACGAGGACGGAGAGAAUGACGACGAAGUAUCGCUGUUGCCACCACGUCGUGCGCGGAGUGUCAUGCCGGCACAGCAAGCUGAUCACGUGUCCAUGCUAUCGCAGAAGAUCGAAGAGCUGGACGCCAAGUGCAAGUUCCUGGAGCAACUCGUGGCCCGCAAGAAUUACGAAGACGCCGCAAGAGAAUCCUUCAUGUACGGCCGAGGGUCGUUCGGUGGCAGGGAGCGCUUUCCCUCUGCGGACGGAUCAUUGUACGGCGACACCCCACCGAGCGAAACUGGAUCGGAUGUGGACUCAAUCAUCUUGAAUAUCCAGAGUCAGAUGAACAUGUUGCGCCAGUCUAUCGCUGGGAAGGAGCAGGCCCUCCAGACGUCUCGCAAGUCGCACGCCUUGUCGUUCUCAUCCAGCACACGGCCGACACGCUCCUCGUCAGCUGCAUCGACCACGUCGUUUACGAACCUGCCCUUGGGUGAGGCCCCACCGAGUCUCCCGUCGCUUCCGUUGUCCGAGUCGCAGCUUUCAGCCGGUGGCUCAUCACAUGGCAACAGUCGGCGCAGUGGCGGUAGUUCGCUUGGACUUCCUCCAACGCCAACGUCUUCAGUAGCGUCGUCAUUCUACCAGGGCCCACCCCGUUCUUCUCCUGCGAAUUUUGGUGGCCGUGGAAUGCCUCGAAUCGUCAAGUGGGCUCGCUCCACCAACUGCUACGAGUGCGAGGAGCCGUUCAACUUGUUCGUGCGACGACACCAUUGCCGUAUGUGCGGUAACUCGUUCUGUCACGAGCACUCGAGUCGACGUGUGUCAGUCUUUGGCAUCGGCUUCGACGACGAGCCUGUCCGCGUCUGUGACAACUGCUUUGCCGAGUACUAUGCAGCGUCGCAGGAGCCGCAGUAUCACCCUCAGUACGGCUUCAGCUCCGGUACACUGUCCACGUCUUCGCGGCUUGGUGGCUUGUAGUGAACACGUGUGAUCUU
This is a messenger RNA of Phytophthora infestans T30-4, 4811 nucleotides long. RefSeq names its product myosin-like protein. Lineage: Eukaryota; Oomycota; Peronosporomycetes; Peronosporales; Peronosporaceae. Bases 1 to 4794 code for a protein of 1597 amino acids. Gene Ontology annotation, cellular component: myosin complex; actin cytoskeleton; cytoplasm. The record is from RefSeq and is a predicted model, not a curated record. Gene Ontology annotation, biological process: vesicle transport along actin filament; actin filament organization. The transcript has 2 exons. Gene Ontology annotation, molecular function: microfilament motor activity; actin filament binding; metal ion binding.